Molecule: messenger RNA, 4538 nt
Organism: Athalia rosae (coleseed sawfly)
Lineage: Eukaryota; Metazoa; Arthropoda; Insecta; Hymenoptera; Athaliidae
Gene: exex
Product: homeobox protein Hox-B1a
Exons: 3
Coding region: 1659-3428 (589 amino acids)
Biological process (GO): spinal cord motor neuron cell fate specification; neuron projection morphogenesis; regulation of DNA-templated transcription
Cellular component (GO): nucleus
Molecular function (GO): sequence-specific double-stranded DNA binding; DNA-binding transcription factor activity, RNA polymerase II-specific
Source: RefSeq, a predicted model, not a curated record
ACGCGUACAGCAUUCGUCAAAAAAGAACAGAUCACGGUCAUCGCGUCGCUACAUUUCGGAAUGAUUUCGUAACUCGGCGGCGCGCCGAUGUCUCACGAGCCUCGACAAAGUGUCGAAUAAUUACACCGUUUCGCUCUCAUUUUUGUCGCGCCAAGCUCAGCGAACGUGCCUGAAAACCCGUGUACAUUAACGUAACGAGUGAAUGUGCAACAAAAUCUUUUUCAUCGCGAAGAAGAAGCUCACGCAACUGUGUACAGGGUGAAUCACCGAAGGUGACCGAAUGGGCGGAGACCGAUCGAAGCCACGCCUAUUUUCACGGCCAAUCAACGGUGAGAGUCGAUUAGUCUCCGCCCAUUGGGUCACCUUUGGUGACUCACCCUGUAUCCAAAUUUAACGAUACGUCAAAUUUCACUCAUUUUCCGACUCGUGCGCGUCGAGUGUGUACGAUUUUUAUAUCGUUAGACCAGAUUCCGAUCUCCCGUCGAUUCCGGUAGUUUUGUCCGAUCAUCGUCCUGUGCACCAAAGACAAAAAAUGAUGUCCCUUAUUUUGAAAUUAAAAGGAUUCAAAGGUCAUUAUUAUCCUCGCUAUCGUCGUUACACCUGUUUCUCCGGCUCUCCGGGUACCGUACAUCGCGGGACAACUGGAGAUAUGACGCCGUUUGUAUUUCCAUCUCCAUCGUCAUCCCGAUUCUGAUCCCGAUUCUGAUCCUGAUCCUGCCAAUACUGACGGUUGGUUAGAGCCGCGACGUCGACGUAGUGAACCGGGAAUCCCCGAAGUAGGCGUGGCCAUUCGAUAGGACGAAGUCACGGGGGCGGAGCGACACCCCGAAUUUAAUCGGAGUCAUGAGCGGUUCGCGUAGCGCAGUCAAAGGGGAGAAUCGAAGGGGGAGAGGGGUGGCGGGCGACGGGACACAAGGGGGGAAAGGGAACGUACUUUUGUGAUCUGCGACCAGCGCACAAAACCACCACCGACAACGGAGGACGGGCAGCACCACCACCAACGGACAAACCGACGGACCACAUUCGACGCUGCACGCAUCGUCGGGCGACCCAACGGAGGAGCUCCCCGUGUAUAUCGAUAACGAAAAUCAAAAAUCCGCCGAAUUUCGAAAACGGACUUCGCUCUCGUCAUUCUCUCGUGAAGUGAAAAGGACGAUGAUCGCAAUAACGAUAAUCGCGAGUGCGUCGAUCCCCGCUCGAUGAUUCCGAACGUCUGAAUUUCAUCGUCGAUAGUGAAUUUUUUUGUUCAUUUUUUUUUUUUCAAUCGCUUCGAGGGAUUAUCGUGAUUUUUUUACGAGCGAUUAACGUUCCUGUGAAUUCUGCGGUAAGGAUAAGUGCAGAUUAUGUAAAGUUUCGUUGCCGAAAAACUCGAGGGAAAAAAAAAAGUCAAUGGGAUUCAAGGAAGACUUUAAAUCGUACGUGUGAGAGUUUUUUUCGUUUUUAUUUAUUCAGUUGUUCAUAUGAGUGGUGGUUCGAUUGUGCGGGUUGUUAGGUGUACCCAUGAUAAAAAUAAAUAGUUGAGGUAACAAAUUUUCCAACGAGUGAUCUAUGCAAUUUUGACGACCGGGUGUGCAGUUUGUGAAAAUUGAUACCGACGAAGAAAAAAAAAAAAAGAAAACAAAACAAAGGGAAAAACGAGAAGAAAAUCCGCCAGCGCCAUGGCGGCGUCAACAGGUGCGAUACACUACGGUUCUCCCAUGGUGUCCGCAUCCCCAGGUGACACGGACCUCCAUCACGCUCACUCGAGGCACACGAACGUUUACAACCUUCAACGUCGUCUUCAAGAUCCAGCGGGAACGUCGUCGCCUCUGUCCGAAAACGACGGGAAAUCCCCGCAGCACAACAACCAGGAGAACAACUCGCAUCACCUUCACGAGCUGAGGGUGAGGUCGCCGAAAGAUUUCAAGGAAGAAGCGCAUUCCGUCGACGACGAAACGGAGGAGGGUAUAGCGUGCGGUACGAACAACGGGGUGCGUUUGUACCGCGAUGACCCCAACGUCGCGAAAAGGUUCAAAGAAGAUCAACAAAGUGUCGGAAAGAACGGAACGAGGGAGACUACGUCGCCGGGUAACAACAACCCCAAUAAUCAGCAGCAGAGGAGAUCCUUGUUGCAGAAUCUGACGAAUUCGUCGCCUCGCGACAACGGCUUCUUAUCUAGUCAGGCGCACAACACCGCCAGUCACAUACAGAGCCAUAACAAUUCCGCUGGCAAAACCUCCUUCUGCAUCGACGCGUUGCUCGGCAUGGCCACCGGACAAAAUAACCAACAGGAUACCGGGACCGUCGAGGAAUCCGCGGGGCAUCGCGGCCAGAAGAACUUUCGAAUCAACGACAGUCCGACGAUCGUCCAGCAGAGCCAGAGAUCGGAGUCGCCGAUUUCGGGUAACCGGGGCCCGGAUCACCGCGGCGAGCAUCCUCUCCACUCCCUCGUACACCAGAGCGGCGAGUCGGCCCUCAGGCACCAGGCUCUGCAGGUUUUCAGAUCCUCGGAGCCCCUCGGCAACGUGGGGAGGUUCGAGCGCGACGGUAACGAAAGAUUGCGGGAGACGAACGUUAACACCGAGGACGAGACCAGCGUCGACGUAGAUCACGUGGACGUCACCGAUCCCAACAAUCGUACCGGAAGUGCCAGUCCCCUCAGCAACACCAGCAGGAGUCCCACGUCGAGUCCCCCGAUAUCCCCCGGUUCGGAGGACCCCGCGACGGGAACGAACGGCCUCGUCAACAACCACCAGAAUCAAGCCCCCAACCCUUACGCGAGUCCCGGUGUCGUGAGACAGAGUCAAGGACUCCUCCUGCAUCCCGGAGGACCCCUCAUACACCCGGGUAGUCUGUACUACCACCCCGCCGGUGCGGGGAGCGCUUUUCAUUCGAUACACAAAGAGGGUCAACCGGUGGGUCAUCCGCAGUCGGGAGGUCCGCACCCUCAGCAACAUCACAUUCAUCCUCUGCAGCUCGAAUGGUUGGCCAGGACCGGAAUGUUGUACCCCAGACUCCCGGCGGAUCUGGUCGGUUGCGCGGCCCAGCACACGUUACUCGGAAAAACCAGACGACCGAGAACUGCUUUCACGUCGCAGCAGUUGCUCGAACUGGAGAAACAAUUUCGACAAAAUAAAUACCUGAGCAGACCGAAGAGAUUCGAAGUGGCCACGUCGUUGAUGCUCACCGAAACGCAGGUGAAAAUCUGGUUUCAAAAUCGUCGCAUGAAGUGGAAGAGGAGCAAAAAGGCUCAGCAGGAGGCGCGGGGUGCUAGCGGCGGUAAAUCGGAGGACACAGGAAGUACGCGGAGCGUGGACAGGGAGAGCGGAAGUGACGUGAGCAUAAGCGCGGCGAGCGCGGGUGAGGAAAAUCGGAGGACGUCGCAGGAGAGUAAUCAGAGAGGAAUCACGGAAUUGCACGAGACUCUUUACCGUCCCUACGUCGUAUAAUCGAUCGAUCGAUCGAUAACAAACGAAUCAACGAUACGUCGAUUACUUAUUUAUAUAUAUAGGUAUAUAUAUAUUUUCAAUAUGAAUCUUAACGCGGACAUUGAUUCGAUGUAAUUAGCACUUCAUUAAAUAUUAUCUUUAUUAUCAUUUAACGGAGUGUCAGUGCGGGUGAGCGAACUACGAUAAUUUUCUAUCGGACGAUCUUUAAACUUUGGAUCUUUUUGCGUGUAUGAUGUAUCGACGUUACCCAUGCAUAUUGUAUAUUAUUGCGUCGUAUAAUACGUAUGUGUAUACGUGACGUGUACGUGUGAAAUUAUUACACUAUAUAUAUAAUUAAUAGAUAAUUACGUGUAUAAUUAUAUUGAUUGUAAGAUCGUUGUAAAUAUUAGAAGAUAAUUCUGUAUAAAAAAAAGUAACAGGUAUACAUACAUCAUACAUAUAUAUAACAUGCGUACGAUUAAAAUAAACGAUAAGAUAUAUAUAUAUACUAUAAUUUCGAAAUACAUACUGAAUAUUGAACGUACGAUACAGGUACGCGUACCUAAUACCCAUAUACAUAUAUAUAUAUAUAAAAUACAAAGGAGCCAAAAACAUUAAUGAUAAUUCCACGUGUUAGACACAUAAGUAUAGUAAUAACGAUAAUAAUAAUAAUACCAAUAACAAUGAUAAUGAUAACGAUUGUAUAUUACGUGAGUGAAAAUCAGAAGAAAAGAAGCGAAAAAGGGAAGGAGAAAAAUCCAUUGAAUAAUAAAGUGACAAAUUUGAGACGAGCGAAUAUUCUAUAUUAUACAUAUGUAUACAGUAUUAUAUGCCUACCUACACUUAGUGUUAUAUACGGAUAUUUUAGUUUCAGUAUUAAGAUACGAUGUUGUAUAGCUAGACUAUAAAUGAACGACAAGAUGGCGACGCGACGACGAUGCCGCGUUAUCGGUAUCGUAUUUGAAGAAGCGUGAAAAAAGCAAAAAAAAAAAGGAGAAAGGAGAAAGGAAGAAACUUGAAUAAAUAAAUAUACACCGAUCACGAACAAAUAUAUGGAGAAAACUGAUAUACAAAUGUAUAAUGAUGACAUUAUACACAAGUUCCUAAAAUAAAUUAUACGAAAAGAAUGAA